This is a messenger RNA of Calypte anna (Anna's hummingbird), 1187 nucleotides long. Its product is annotated as zinc finger protein 239. The transcript has a single exon. Gene Ontology annotation, molecular function: RNA polymerase II transcription regulatory region sequence-specific DNA binding; DNA-binding transcription factor activity, RNA polymerase II-specific. Lineage: Eukaryota; Metazoa; Chordata; Aves; Apodiformes; Trochilidae. Gene Ontology annotation, biological process: regulation of transcription by RNA polymerase II. Bases 3 to 1187 code for a protein of 394 amino acids. Gene Ontology annotation, cellular component: nucleus. The record is from RefSeq and is a predicted model, not a curated record.
CCAUGUGUGGAAAAAGUGCUAUUUGGAUUCCAAAGGUUGGAGAGAAAACCUAUGAGUGUCUUGAGUGUGGGAAGAGUUUCAGCCGGAGCUCAUACUUGAGCCAGCACCAGCGGAUCCACCUGGCAGAGAAACCCUUCAGCUGCUCAGAAUGUGGGAAGAGCUUCACUCGAAACUCAGACCUGAUCAAACAUCACCGGAUCCACACUGGUGAGAAGCCCUACCAGUGCAAUGAGUGCCAGAAGACCUUCAGCCAGAGGUCCAAUGUGAUCAGGCACCAGCGGACCCACACGGGAGAGAGGCACUACCAGUGCAACGAAUGUGGGAAGAGCUUCAGCCAGAACUCCCAUCUCAUUGUCCACCAGCGGAGCCACAAGGGCGAGAAACCCUUUCAUUGCCUCCGGUGUGAGAAAAGCUUCAGCGACCACUCCUCCCUGAUCAUCCACCGGAGAGUCCACACCGGAGAGAAGCCCCACGAAUGCCAAGAGUGCGGGAAGCGUUUCCGCGACAGCUCAGCCAUUAUUCGGCAUCAGAGGAUCCACACGGGUGAGAAACCAUACGAGUGCACUGAGUGCGGCAAAACCUUCCGGCAGAGCUCCUCGCUGGUGACCCACAUGCGAACGCACACGGGUGAGAAGCCCUACAAGUGCCCCAUCUGUGGGAAGGGCUUUAGCCAGAGCUCGGCACUCACCACUCACCAGCGGAUCCAUGGGGGGAAGGCCUUGCCGAUGUAUCCCGCUGGCCUCCUGCCCAAUCCCUACCAGUGUGCCGAGUGUGGCCGGAGAUGCGGUGACCGCACCACUCUGGCCAAGCACCAGACCACGCACGCCGAGGAGCGGCCCUACAUCUGCGUGGAGUGCGGGGACAGCUUCCGACGGAGCUCGGCUCUCAACGUGCACCUGAGGAUCCACCGUGGAGAGAGACCCUACAAGUGUGAGGAGUGUGGAAAAACAUUCAGGCACAGCUCAGCCCUCGGCGCCCACCUGAGGAUCCACGCGGGAGACAAACCAUAUGAGUGUGGUGAGUGUGGGAAAAGCUUCCGGAAAAGCUCGACGCUUAAAGUACAUUUGAAAAGCCACAUGGCCAAGAAACCCUAUAAAUGUGCAGUGGGUAGGAGAAUGCUCACUUCUGCCAUAGGGCUGAGUGGAUGUUCAGAACAGGAAACAAAAGCAGUAUUUGGGGGCACCUGA